This is a messenger RNA of Papaver somniferum (opium poppy), 882 nucleotides long. RefSeq lists its product as uncharacterized. The record is from RefSeq and is a predicted model, not a curated record. The coding region runs from base 1 to 882 and encodes 293 amino acids. NCBI's taxonomy places the organism in Eukaryota, Viridiplantae, Streptophyta, Magnoliopsida, Ranunculales, Papaveraceae. The transcript has a single exon.
AUGGGUUUUUUCAGUAUCAUCAAGGAAGCUUGUAAAGUGUCGUUCACAUGGAAGAAACUAUUUUCACAUAUUGCCAUAGGUAUACUCUUGCCACUUGCAGCCCUUAACUUGAACGAAAUCCAAAUUAGUCAUUUCAUCGAAACCAACGAAAAUGCCAGGCGCCUUGCUUUGAGUAUAACGGAACUUGUCUACGCACUGGUAAUAGUGUUCUUCACUCUGUACUCGACUUCUAUUGUGGUUACUGCUGUUGCUUGUUUCUAUACCUCCAAAGAUGUUACCUUCAAGAAUGUCAGCGGAGCGUUUAGUAAAGUAUGGGGGAGGCUCAUUGUGACUUUCUUGUGGUAUUUACUCUUCAUGGUUAUAUACUUGGGUGUGGCUAUUGGUUUGCUAAUUUGGUUUGGGACCACGACUGGUAAAGGGAGAAACAAAAUAGCUAUUCUUCUUCUUUUUCUAUCAGUGUUUUACUUUAUUGGACUGGUUUACGUAACCCUCAUUUACAACGUCGCGACAGUGGUUUGCGUUUUGGAGAAGGAUUAUGGUAGAAAAGCCUUUGGAAGGAGUAGGAAAUUGAUCAAGGGUAAGCGGUGGGUUUCUUUCUUUGUCUAUCUGAUUCUUGAUAUCGUAUUUGUCGGUAUACUGGUCGCGUAUUCCUUGUUGGUGGUGAACGGAAACAGGUUGAGUUUGGUGGGGAAAGUAUUUGUGGCAAUAGGCUGUUAUUUGUUGAUGACAGUUCUACUCCAUUUCUAUUUUGUUAUUCAAACGGUGAUCUACUUCAAGUGCAAGUCUCACCACAACGAAAGCAUAUCAGAUGUUGCACGUCACUUGGAGGAUUCUUAUGUGCAGCUUGUUAGGGAAAAUGGCGCACAACGAGUAUCCGUUUGA